Messenger RNA from Strongylocentrotus purpuratus (purple sea urchin), 1174 nucleotides. RefSeq lists its product as uncharacterized. Bases 202 to 774 code for a protein of 190 amino acids. Lineage: Eukaryota; Metazoa; Echinodermata; Echinoidea; Camarodonta; Strongylocentrotidae. The transcript has 7 exons. The record is from RefSeq and is a predicted model, not a curated record.
GUGACCAAAUAAUUGAAAAGUAAACUACACGUAUAAUGCGUCAUUCGUUCCAUCGCAUGCUACGCUAAUCACUCCGUUGGUAUCAAUUCUCUUUCACUAUCGGCAAUCAUAGCGAGAAGUAGCUGCUAGCUAAUCAUCGGAACUGGAACUUCAGCCUCAUAAAUACUCCGCUUAUAUACUCGUAUACACAGAUUUCUGAACAUGCAGCCUGUUACUAUAAUGGAGAAUAGACCCUCGCGGGCUGGCUAUUCUGAAAACAACCGUGCAGGUGCCGCCACCUGUACAGCGGUGUUUAUGAUUGUAUACGCCAUAGGUUCGGCAGUGUGUGGAGCCAUUGACUUCGUCCCACGUGGAGUAUCUUCAAUCUCGCUCUUCCAGAUUUUCGCUUUCGCUCAAGGUGGUCUGUACCUUUUGACUGCAUUAUUUGGUCUUGGGACAAUCUGCAGAUACACAUGCAUGAUUGCGUUUUUCUUGAUGGCUUGCAUCCUGUCGGCAUUUGCUAGUCUUGGAGCACUUGGAUGUUACUGCUAUCUAAUUUACAUCUUUGUGGUAUUUGGCUCUUUUGAGAACUGUCAAGAAGCUUGUUUGUAUCACACCGUCCCAGUGUGUGUGUUGGCUCUGCUUAGCAUCAUGGCGUUUAUCAGUGCUCUCGUUGGUUCUAUUUAUUGUUUCAUUGGUACGUCCUCCUCCCCUCCACCCUCUACAUCGGUGGUAACCCAGCCCCAUACUGUGUACGCCCCGCCUCCUCAAAAUCAAAAGGCUUACGCCUACUAAGUACUACCAACAAAUUGAACGUGCCUCCAUAAAGAGUACUUUUCAUUAUUCUUUUAUUGCAAGCUUGAACUUGGAUUUCAUUUGAAUUUCAAUUGUUUGAUCGGUGUAUCCAUGAAUCAUAUAAACAAAAGUUUAUAGCUCAUUUUCAUGACUUGAGUUUAAUAGGAUUAUUUAGACACCCUUUCGGGGCGUAAAAGGUCAAUAAUAAUGUCAUUACCAUUUCAAGGUGAAUUUAAUAUUACGUACAGUAUGAAAUAUGUCGAUAAACAGUACUAACUACUCACUAUCAGUAUAAACUACAGCAAACUCUGGAAUAACUUGCCACUUGAAGUCAGGAAAUCACCAUCUGUGAAUAUCUUUAAAUAAAAACUGAAAGCACAUCUUUUCAAUUAACUGUAAA